Messenger RNA from Cantharellus anzutake, 1379 nucleotides. RefSeq lists its product as uncharacterized. The coding region runs from base 200 to 1159 and encodes 319 amino acids. The record is from RefSeq and is a predicted model, not a curated record. The transcript is spliced from 6 exons. NCBI's taxonomy places the organism in Eukaryota, Fungi, Basidiomycota, Agaricomycetes, Cantharellales, Hydnaceae.
ACUCAGUGGUGCGACGCCAUCUCACCAGGAGGCAUUCAGAGAUCAUUGGCAGCUUCGCUUCGUGCUGUAACUCUAGCACCUCGACUGAUCAAGUUCAGGUUUGGGCGCUAAUCGUUAAUUCCGACUUGAAGAAUUUGGCCUCCUUCCUCCCCCUCCCACGUACACGUACCAACAACUCGAUUCGUCAUCCGGAGCCGGAAUGCAAUUUUCCUUUCAAAAGCUCAGAGAAACGGCCCUCUUUCGAGGGCUCGGGGACAUACACCCUUUUCAAACGCUCGGGGAUGUACUUCCCUUUCGAAAGCUCGUGGACGUACCUUUCUUCCGGAGGCUCGGGGACCUAUUUUCCUUUCAACAGCUCAAGGACAUGCCUUCCUUUCGAAAGCUCGGGGACAUAUUUCCCUUUCAAAAGCUCAAAGACAUACCUUACUUUCGAAAGCUCGGGGACAUAUUUUCCUUUCGAAAGCUCAGGAACAUACUUUCCUCUCUCAAAGACACAAUUUCGAAAUCCCUUUUACAGAAGAAUGACCACUUUUUAGGGAACAAUCUGCUUCUGAUUUCUUGUAUAUUGUUCCCUGUCGCAUUGUCUACGAUUACUUACAAAGUGUCCAUGCACCCUGUGGUGAGCCAUUACUUCCGGUAUGGAUCGGUCACUGCAGGGACAGCGAGGGGAUCUGUCGCUCGAAGGAUGGCUUUUGUUCGACGAUCCGAGAAUUAUGGGAGUGAUUCUGAAGGGAAUCCUUUCGAUGAUUUUAUAAUGCUUGACGGACAAUUUGACCCUGAUCGUCCAAUCAGUGAUUUAACCCUCUACCACGGGCGAGUGAUCGAGGGAUUGACAGUCACGUAUAAUUUGAGAGAUGGAACGACCCGAACUUCGAUUCAUGGAACACCGAACAGAGACCACCUCAAUAAUUUUACUUACCUCGAACUUAGCGAUAAAGAGAUCGUCAACUCUAUCACAGGAAAGGUGGGGGUGCGUGGAUCCUCUGAGAAAUCGUCGAUUGUCCGAUUGGCGUUCGAAGUACGAAAUACUGCGACUGGGAACAUUCGAUUUCUUGGGCCCUUCGGGGAUACGAGGGAUGACGGUCAAGGACAGGAUUUUGCAGUGCCUGGUCCAAUAUUCGCCUUUGCGGGCCGAGACUUUGGAGAUCAAGCGGGAUGAAAAACUUGGGCGACCAGAGGUUCGUGCUGAAGAUGAGGCCAAAGCUAAGAAGUUCCUUGAAGAAAACAGUCGUUUGGUCUCAGACCUCCCCGAGAAACAUCUGAAAGGAAUCGUGUGCGCGAAUAAUGACGACCGGUUGUCGUUCAAUAGAGCUGCGGGGAAGAACGCUGCAUUGGUCUCCCUGAAAUCGACCGUCAGCGACCGAGACCCUCAACACGAC